GAAAAUUAUAUCUGGAAUGCUGGCAACCCUUGUCGCAAAGGGCGAUUAGUUCAAACGAACUGCUUUGUGCUUUUGAACUAUUUAUUAAUGAACAUAAACAUAACCUCGUUUCGUGAACAAUAAUAAACAUUGUAUUGUUUUAUAUGUUUGAAAUCCGUUUAAACUCAAAUAAACUAUUCAACAAUGCAAGUAAGCUCCCAAAAACAAAUCAGUUACUACUAGACUUAGGAGAAUUUGAUUUAUGUGUAAUCAAUAAUGGACCUGCAGUGUCUAAAUAGAGUUGAAUGCAACCAAGGAGCAGUGAGGGCAGUUAGAUUCAAUGUGGACGGAUCUUACUGCUUAACUUGUGGAUCUGAUAAAAAACUGAAGUUGUGGAAUCCCUAUCGAAGCCUCUUGCUCAAAACAUACGGGGGCCACGGUAACGAAGUCCUAGACGCUUGUGGUUCAUGUGACAGCAGCCAAAUAGUCUCUUGUUCGACGGACAAAUCCAUCAUUUUGUGGGAUGUGUCCACAGGACAACCUUUGAGGAGAUUCAGGAGCCAUGCUGCAAGUGUCACUUGUGUUAAAUACAAUGAAGAAUCCACAGUGGCGAUUUCUGGAAGUUUGGAUAACACAGUUAUGUGUUGGGACAUCAGAUCACGGUCACAAGUUCCCAUUCAGACUCUUAAAGAUGCUAAGGAUUGCAUAACAUCUCUGCUUGUUACUGAUCAUGAGAUCUUUACUGGGUCUGUAGAUUGUUCAGUAAGGAGAUAUGAUUUGAGGAAUGGGAAAUGUGAUGCAGAUUUUGUUGGAGCUCCCAUAACAUGUGUUAGCUUAUCACAUGAUGGCCAAUGUAUUUUAGUGAGCUCAGCUGAUAAUUCCGUCAAAUUAUUUGAUAAAACAAGUGGGGAAUUACUAGGAGAGUUCUUGGGCCAUAAGACAGAAGACAUGAACAUAGAAAGUGCUAUAAUCACCAACGACAAUUUUGUUUUGUCUGGUUCAAUCACUGGAGAGUUAUUUUGUUGGGACUUGGUCAGUGCUGAAAUCGUCAAAAAACUAAUUCAUACUCCGCUCAAAGUGCUCAACUCUCUCUGUGUUCAUCCAAAAAAAGAUGUGGUAUUGACUGCUUGUGUAGGAACAUUCAAGAUUUGGGGACAAACUGAUGAUGUGAAGAUCGAUAAUGAAAUAGAUAUUGAUUGA
Phaedon cochleariae (mustard beetle) is the source of this 1179-nucleotide messenger RNA. NCBI's taxonomy places the organism in Eukaryota, Metazoa, Arthropoda, Insecta, Coleoptera, Chrysomelidae. The record is from the annotation of a GenBank genome assembly.